CAAACAGUGAGAUAUACUCGAAGAAAUUAAACUCGACCCUUUACAGCUAGGGCAAGGACACGAUACUCUACUCGACUGUAUGCCACCAUAGCCACGUGUUUCAUCAUCAGCUCUCUCUAUAUAACCCUCCACUCUCUAGUCUCUACCUCACAGUUUUCUUCAGCAUCACAGAUCCACACACAGCAGUUACCAACUUCUUCUUCUUCUUCUUCUUCUUUUACUAUCUGUUUCUAAGUAUGGGUGCAGCAACCUGCGUCGACAUCAUCAUCGCCAUCCUCUUGCCUCCUCUUGGGGUCUUCCUCAGGUUUGGCUGCGGGGUGGAGUUCUGGAUCUGUUUGAUUUUGACUCUUUGUGGUUACCUUCCUGGGAUCAUCUAUGCUAUCUGGGCCAUCACCAAGUGAUGAUCAGCCACUCGUACUUCAUUUUCUGUGGUCGUACAGAUGUGAAGGGCACAUAAGGCCUAUGUAGUUUUCACCGUUGGAUUGCAUAGUACUUUGUUUGCUGUUAGCCAAUAAUGUAGUGCGUCGUUUCUCCUUUGUAUUUAGUUCAUUGUGUUUCCCUAUCUUGUCUAUCUCUUGUGAAGGGUGGGUGUGGGGUUUUGGUUGGUAUUAUGGAUUAAUGUCUCUUUAAACAUUGAUAAUUUAUUUAAUUAUUCUCAAUGUGGAUUUGAUUUAAUUUUCAAUGUGAUUCUCAUCCACCCGACCCAGUAGGGUUUGGAGGGUAUCACUAGCUUUAUGAAUAAUAUUGAGUGCUCUAAUAAUUCAUGUC
Molecule: messenger RNA, 768 nt
Organism: Fragaria vesca subsp. vesca
Lineage: Eukaryota; Viridiplantae; Streptophyta; Magnoliopsida; Rosales; Rosaceae
Product: hydrophobic protein RCI2A-like
Exons: 3
Coding region: 237-401 (54 amino acids)
Cellular component (GO): membrane
Source: RefSeq, a predicted model, not a curated record